Egretta garzetta (little egret) is the source of this 792-nucleotide messenger RNA. RefSeq names its product myozenin 2 (gene MYOZ2). The record is from RefSeq and is a predicted model, not a curated record. Lineage: Eukaryota; Metazoa; Chordata; Aves; Pelecaniformes; Ardeidae. The transcript has 5 exons. Gene Ontology annotation, molecular function: FATZ binding; telethonin binding; actin binding. The coding region runs from base 1 to 792 and encodes 263 amino acids. Gene Ontology annotation, cellular component: actin cytoskeleton; Z disc.
AUGUUAUCACAUUCUGCCAUGGUCAAAGAGAGGAAACAACAAGCGUCAGCCAUUAUGGAUGAAAUACACAGAAAUGUCUCACCCAGCUUAAACCUCGGAAAAAAAGUCAGCACUCCCAGAGAUAUCAUGGUAGAGGAACUGUCAACACUCAGCAACAGAGGUGCGAGACUCUUCAAGAGACGUCAGCGGAGAUCUGACAAAUACACAUAUGAAAAUUACCAUUAUGUAGCAAACAAGCCAAGAAAUCGCGGAGAGCCCAUACAGAGUGUUAAAAUGGACGGCCUCAGCGUGGAAGGAAUUCCCCAGCAUGCCCCAAUGACACCUCCUAACACACCUGAUCCCCGGAGCCCACCACAUCCUGACAACAUUGCCCCAGGAUAUUCUGGACCACUGAAAGAAAUUCCUCCUGAAAAGUUCAACACUACUUCUGUGCCAAAGUAUUAUCAGUCUCCCUGGAUAGAAGCCAUUAGGGAUGAUCCAGAGCUGCUGGAAGCUUUAUAUCCUAAACUUUUUAAACCUGAAGCAAAGCCAGAACUGCCUGACUACAGGAGCUUUAACAGAGUUGCCACUCCCUUUGGUGGUUUUGAGAGAGCAUCAAAGCUGGUUAAAUUCAAGGUACCAGAUUUUAAUCUACUGAUGCUAAAUGAUCCCAGAUUCAUGAUCCUUGCAAACCCUCUUGCUACCAGAAGAUCCUUCAAUAGGACUCCUAAAGGAUGGACAUCCGAGAAUAUUCCUGUAGUGUUCAUUCAGCCUUCGGAUUCCAACACUGUUCCAGAAACAGAGGACCUGUGA